AUGUCAGAAUCUAGAAACGGUAAAAUCGGUUUUAUAAAGCGAAAACCUGUAAACGGUUCUCUGUCUCCGUUAAGUAAAUUAUACAUGAAAAAAGCUAAUGCAAAGUUAUUAGAGGAGGAGUCUGUUUUGUCGAGCGAAAGUUUUUCGGGCGACGAUGAUGUUGAUAGACGUAAGCUAUUUGGGGGUAGCAGUUUUUUCAAUCAAACAAUCCAAUUUGAUGGGCCAUCGAAACUGAAAAAAAUUAAUAAUGCAUCUCCUGACUUCAGUCCUAUCGUUGUAGAUGAACCUGUGGCUAAAAAUCUUGAUAAUGUUUUCAAUGAACCAAUUUUUCGCUCACCUACAUCAACAGCUAGACGCAGUCUUUUGUUGCAAAAAAAAUGUGUUCCCCAGGAAACGAAAAACUUAUCAGAUGGAUAUCACAUGUAUCAGUUAAAUGGAAUUUGUCAACACGACCCCGUGAUAUGCGUUAAUGGCGAUGCAUGUAGUUCUUUCCAAAGUCAAUCUAAGAAUCCAAAAAAAUCUUAUGAACGUUGCCAUAAUUUCAAUUCUCCAGAUUUUGCUUCCCAGAGAGGUGUUACAAACCACUGCAUGAAUGACAAAAAAACGUUUUGCGAAGAAUUGGAAUUUUGUAUUUGUGGUAUAGUCAACGAAGUGACAAAAAAUAUCAAGUGCAGCAAAGUAAGAAAUACUCGAAUAUCAGAUAGAUACUGUAAAGAAAUUAGAAAACGAAUUUUAUUGAAGCAGAAAAAUGGAAGUCGAUUAUCUAGCGGUGAACAGCAUAUUAAUAAUCACUUGGGACUUCACGAAACCCGUUCAUGUAGUGAACAGAAGCAGCAAUGUCCGCAACCACAGCUAAAAAAUUUUGCAUUAUUUCAACAAAAAUCAAAUUCACUAAAUUUUGAUUGUACACGUUCAACGCAGCAGAAUUUCCAGCCUUACAAGUUUUACAAGCAAUCAAAUAAAUGUAAGCAACAAAAUGUGCAGCCGCAGAAUGAACGUUUUAUGCCACAAAUGCAGAAUAAAACGCUGCAAAAGGAUGUCACUUGUUUGAAAAGUUAUAAAAAACCUGCUAGUGUAUUUGAUGAAUUAAAUUGUGACUUUGAUAAUGGUACAAAAUUAGAUGAUAAUUUAUCUUAUGACCAGAUGCAAUCCGAUGAAUCAACCGUUAAAAAAACAUCUAAAUUCUGCCUUGAUAAUAAUUUAACAAAGAAAUAUUCAAAUUCUGGUCAAACCAUGCUUAAUGAUAGCGGAUUGGAAACAAAUAAUACGCAAAACACCCAAUUUCACGAUUGUCUGCGACAACUGUCUGCAUUGUUAGAAUUAUGUUUGCAACAGCGUCAAAAACGACAGAAGUCAUGCAAGCCACAAACUCAAAAGAAAAAACAGACUUGUUUGCAACAAGAAUCGUUAUCACACAAGUCAAAAAAAAUGAAAAAUGCCGAAUCUAUUUAUUGUAAAAUACUAAUAAAACUUUUAUGUUCUUUUCUCGAAAACAAAAAAGAUCUCCAAUGCAAAAGUGAUGAAACCUCAAAUCGCACGGAACUUGGUGAAUCAUUCGACUCGUCAACUAAUUCAGAUGUUAAUGAGCCAAAAAAAGUUAAAUUUAAUUAUAGUAACAAUCCAGUCAAAGAUUAUUUAUUCAAAAAAGAAAAACAAUUAAACAUAUGUCAAAAAAAGUCAAAAAAUUUUAAAAUUCGACGAUCAUUCAGGUAUAACGACAAAGUUAGUGGUGCUACUAAUUGUUUGAAGAGCACGCGGUCAUCUACUAGCUCUUUGUCUUCUGAUGACGAAAUUCAAAGCUGUCCACACAGAUUCAAAAUAAGCAACUCAACGCGUCAAAAUAAAUCUUGCAGGCCAUUACAGUUGAAUUGCAUGGGUUUUGCUGGUGGAAACUAUUCUGUUUCGUCGUGUUCAUCAACCAAUUCAUCUGAUUCUAAUCGAAAUAAAUUUUGCAAUCCGAUUUGUAUAUUACAAAAUUCAGACAAAAUGAAAAAUAAUUAUACAAGAAAAAGGCCAUUUCAAGCGAAGCGGUCUUACUCUCUCGAUUCAAAAAGUAGUUCUGAUUCUUUAAAUGAAAUUGAUGACAAUAAAUGCGAUCCUCUUCAAAUUUGUAAAAAUAAAUUUGGACAAAAAAAAAGUAAUCGUAAAAGUGUAAAAUUGUGGAACAAAUUUAAUGGACGUGCGAAAAAAUGUAAUGAAAGUUUAAAAACACUAACCAAAGCAUCCAAAUCACCAGAAUGCCAUGAAGCAAUUGAUGGAUUUAACGAAUCUAUUGCAAAUAAAUGUUAUGAAUCAAAUUCAAUUGACUGCCCUUGCAAUAAAAAACUUCAAAAUAUGAGAAAUUCUAUCUCAGAAAAUUGUAAAAAUGUUUUACAAAAUAGGGAGCAAGAUGACGUAAAUGAGCCCUGUUCAAAAGACCGAGAUGCCGUUACUGAUGGCUUGAUUAAAUGUAUAUAUUUUUUGAACUGCAUUUUAAAAUUUGACUGUAUGAAAAAAAAAUAUCAGCAAUCAUAUUGA
This is a messenger RNA of Helobdella robusta, 2517 nucleotides long. RefSeq lists its product as hypothetical. The record is from RefSeq and is a predicted model, not a curated record. The transcript has a single exon. The coding region runs from base 1 to 2517 and encodes 838 amino acids. Lineage: Eukaryota; Metazoa; Annelida; Clitellata; Rhynchobdellida; Glossiphoniidae.